GAACGAAUGUCCAAGCACAGAUACUAGUCGGAGCGUAAAUCUGACACACCGGAAAUUUAGAUAGUCGCUUCUGGUGAACGAAGUGAAUACAGACAGACAGCUUCACUGCUUACAUUUUCCUUACGCUAAACACACGCAGUUCCCCCCAAUUCCCCCACGCAUGGCGUUCAACGCUAGUAUUGAUGUGGAGGGUGCGACACAGCAUCUCCGGGACAUUCUGAAGCUCGACCGCCCAGGUGACAACACUGAUGCAGAAUCAGGUGAUGGUCAAAGAGGAUUGUCCUUUAAUGGAGAGCUGAACGGAUUAUUGGGAGCAGCAGGUCUUCUUGGAAGUGGCGACUUGCCAACCAUGUCGGACUCGACCAGACCUAUCUCCGCAGUUAACAGCAUUGCUCAAGAUAUCCAGAUAAUCCGCCUUUCUGGUGAUGAUCAGUCUACCUGUAUCCCUAUCACCUCAAACAAUGUGGAAAUUGUGGCGAGUCAGGACUCGAGCAUCAAUAGCAAAGCUCGAGGUAGCAAUAUGGUGAAGAUUCAGCCUGUUGCCAAAUAUGACUGGGAACACAAGUAUCAUUAUGGCAGACUUAUUGCUGUGUCAAAUUCCUUUAUGGCAUAUGCAAUUAGAGGAGCCAACAGUCAGGCUAUGAUACGUGUCUUGAGCUUGGGCUCUGCAGAGCGUUCCUUACUGAAAGGCUUCACGGGUGCUGUCACUGAUUUGGCUUUUGCUCACCUUGACUCGCCCCUCUUGGCUUGUGUAGAUGAAGCUGGCAACCUGAUGGUUUGGGAGCUCACAUCCAACAGCAAUACAAUACUAGAUCAGAUAGUUGUUCAUAUUCGAAGGCCACAGGACACGCCACUGAACUUACAUCGGAGGCUCAUCUGGUGCCCUUUUAUUCCGGACGAAAAUGAAGACAACCAAGAUGACACCAGUCAGACUUUGGCACUUCUGCAUGAAGACAGGGCUGAAGUGUGGGACCUUGAAGUCUUGAGGGCCAGCAAUUCUAGUUGGCCUAUCAAUGCCACAGAUUUGAAAGAAGGCCUCAUCACAGUGAAGGGAUAUACCCAGCGUGUCAGUGAAGGUGCCCUAUCUCCAGAUGGAACAGUUUUAGCCACAGCCAGUCAUGAUGGCUACAUUAAAUUCUGGCAGAUAUAUAUAGAAGGGGGGCAAGACAAGCCAAGAUGUCUACAUGAAUUGCGUCCUCAUGGUGGGCGUCCCCUUUCUUGCCUUCUGUUCUGUGACAACCACAAACGACAGGACCCCGAUGUUCCAUUCUGGCGGUUUCUUAUAACUGGAGCAGAUCAGAACCAAGAAUUAAAGAUGUGGUGUACUGUUUCCUGGAGCUGUUUGCAGACCAUCAGGUUUUCUCCAGAUCCAGUGAACAUGGCAGUUCUGCCAAGUUUGAAGGCAAGUUUGGACUUGUCUGCGGAAUAUCUCAUCCUCUCAGAUGUACAGAGGAAGGUACUUUAUGUGAUGGAGCUGACACAAGAUAUAGUAAAAGGCAAGGCAGCUUUCACUGCGGUGUCAGAGUUUCUACUCACCCAUCCCGUGCUUAGCUUUGGAGUUCAAGAUGUUGCACACAGCCGUUUGCGACACACUGAAGUGCUUCCUCCAGAGGAGGAGAGUGAGAGCGCAACAACAGAGGGCAUUCAAGGACCCACAGAGUCCAAAUCGGGCAUCCAGAUUAAACUCUACUGUGUUCAUACCAAGAGUCUGCAGGAUGUUCAGAUCUGGUUCCAGCCCAAUUCAAGCUCCAACUCUACAAGCCUGCCCCAUGCUGAUCCUCCAGAUUGUUUUGGUUUUUCAGACCAUCUGACAGACCAAAGUUCUGACAAGGACUCAGAGAGUGGGUCCCAAACUGACCUAAGGAACAUGCCUUCACUUCCUGCUCCUGCCGACUUCCUGUCAAACACAACCAAUGGCAAUGGUGAAAUGCCAAAACUGAUGACUCCCGAUGCCUUCAUGACACCAAGCACUUCGGUGCCUGCAUCUCCGGGCAGUAGCGCCAGCAGUUUGACAAUUAUAACUGCAAUCAGCAGCAACUCAACUGACUCAACCAAUAGAACUUCUGAUGACAUUAGUCAGAGUCCCAACCGGGCAGAUAACAGUUUGUCUCUUGCAACUUCUACUAGCAGUCCAAGACCUGCGUCCGCUGUCCUGCCAGGGUUGGAGGCUAUCCAGGCACUGUCAUCCCAAAGCACUCCGAAUGUGCUUGACAGCGCUCAGGUUCUUGAUGCUGCGCUCAUGCCACCCCUUACCUCCCCAACCAGGGCCCGCUCUCCCGACGUUAUCUCCUCAGCCUCCACAGUCAUGCCGCAGGAUAUUCCAGAGAUUGCAUCUCAGACCCUGCAGGUUCAGCGCGGGCUUAUGUCCACUUUGGACUCCUUACCACUGUCCGCUCUUCAGACUGAUAGUAUGGCCUCUGCUGCCUCUGCACUUCACUUGCUCACUUCACCACGAUCAGUCAGCAGCAACAGCCUGUUGCCCAUGGAGCUUGGAUGUGUAGAUGGACCUGUUGGAGAAUCUCUUGAGUUGAAGCCCAGACUUGGCCAAACACCAUCUCUCCUGGAGAACGCUUUAUCACAGGAAACCCCUGGGUUAUCAGGAGGUUCUACAGAGAACAGCAUUAGCCACACAUCUUGGCCAGCUGCUCCCGACAUCACCAGGGAAACCAGGAAUAGAGACAAUAGUCUUGGAGACUGCUCACGAGGUGAUGAUUCAAAUGACAGACUCAUUACUUCACCCUAUGCAUGCCGGUCCUAUCACCGCUCACAGAAUGACAGUCAGGACCCAGUGGCUGAGCAGAGUGACACUGAAGUUGAGGUGGCUGGUUCAGCGUCAUCUUCCGCAAAUUGUGGCCCUUGCUCCUCUCACAGGCUGACAGUUAAAGAAUGGAAGACCUCUCCUAGAGGCUCGCCAAAGCCUAAAAGGAAGAAUAAGAAAGAUGAGAGUGACCAUCCUCUAUUGAGACAAUUGGACUCUGGCCAGAUGAGUACGGAUGUGCAGCAAGAGUUGUUAAUGUUUCUCCGAGGCCAGCAAAGAGAAUUGACUGAGCUACGAGAGCAAAUUGAAGCCAUGCAGAGCUCAAUAAUAGCCCGAGUAGAAUGUGCGCUGACCAACCAUCAGGAACAAGAACAGCGUACGCGCGAGCGAGUUCUUGCAGAGACUCAAAAUCAGCAGCACCAUCAGGAGCAACUCAACCAGCAGCUAAGCAACACCCUUUCCAAUUCACUCACAAAUAGGAUGGACAAAGUUGUUCGAGAGGAGAUGAAGAAAACUGUUCCGCCAACAAUUUCGAAGAGUCUGGAGCCAGUGACCUCUCAGCUGAGCAACACGAUUUCUUCCAAGCUGACCUCUGUAGAGGUCACCCUGAAGGACAAUGUCAUCAAGGUUGUUAAAUCCAAGAACACAACAGAUGCAAUUGGUCGGGCUGCUGCAGAGGCUAUGCAAGGUCCCAUCCAGGCUGCUUACAAAGAUGCCUUCCAAAGCACUGUGCUACCUGUUUUUGAGAAAGGCUGCCAGUCAAUGUUUCAGCAAAUUAAUGACAGUUUCAAGCAAGGAACACAAGAAUAUAUACAACAGCUUGAGUACCAUGCAAAAAGUAGGAAACAAAGAGAGCAGGAAACACGUGACCCCAUGAUUGACCAACUCCAACAUAUGAUUGAUGGCUUCCAAAAAUCGACUGAUCAGCUGGCUAAUACGAUCACGACGAACAUCAGGGCUGACAUCCAACAUCAGUUCCAGAUGUUGGUAGGAAAUUUGCAGGAAUCAAUUCUUGGUCAUGUACAGCGGAUUGUCAAAGGUGAGGUGACCCUGGCAAUGAAGGAGCAGCAGGCAGUGGUCACCUCAAGCAUUAUGCAGGCAAUGAGGUCUGCAGCAGGCACCCCAGUCCCGACAGCACAUCUGGACUACCAAACACAGCAAGCUAAUAUCCUUCAGCACCUUCAGCAGGGACAACUUAACCAGGCAUUUCAACAGGCUCUGUCAGCAACAGAUCUGAAUUUGGUGUUGUACGUGUGCGAGACCAUCGACUCCCAGCAGGUGUUUGGACAGCAGCCCUGCCCUCUCAGCCAACCUGUCCUGCUGUCACUCAUACAACAACUUUCAUCAAACCUCAACACGCGCUCUGAUCUCAAAAUCAGCUACUUGGAGGACGCAUUGAUGAACCUUGACUCCAGUGACCCUCGAACGAGGGAUCACAUGUCUUCCGUGCUGUCACAGGUUAGACCGAAGCUCUCUGCGUUCAUGCUGCAGGACCCCCACAGCCCUCUUUCCAAGAAAGCAAGGCGCCUCAUGAUGAUGCUCCAAGGACUCGUUAACCAGUAGUUUAUUUCAAAUCGCAUUCCCAAGAAAGGAUUUUUGUAGACAUUCUGACGUUUCAGUUCCAUUUUUCUCGUGUGUUGUUCUUCUAUUAUAUAAGCAUUUAUCUUUAUUCAUUGUUUGAAAUGACAAACCCUGUGAAAAAGUAUUACAUUGUUUUGACAUUUGUUACUGAAAUGCUAUCCGAAGUUUUUCUUUUGAAAACUGGAUGUGCAGUUACCGCUCACGGGUUUGAGAGGGCAAGCACCCUAUUGAAGUGCAUUCUCUUGCUGCUCAUUGAGACUGCUUAAGACACCACAAUCUCUGUUAGCUAAUGUUCACCCAUUUUGUGUGCAUCUUAUUUACAAACACCAGUUUGCUGAUGGGUCAUUGUUUUUUCUGGCAGUAGAAGUCUUGUUAUUUUGACUUUUUCUUUUUAUAUUUAAGGUGAAGUUCUAGCAAGUGCCUUACUGCAUUUUAUCCAAUUUUACAUGGAUGUUCAAACACGUUUAGACCUUUCAGGAAGUUCUAAAAUAAAGCAUUAAAGUGGCUAUA
Molecule: messenger RNA, 4849 nt
Organism: Corythoichthys intestinalis (scribbled pipefish)
Lineage: Eukaryota; Metazoa; Chordata; Actinopteri; Syngnathiformes; Syngnathidae
Gene: edc4
Product: enhancer of mRNA decapping 4
Exons: 30
Coding region: 161-4321 (1386 amino acids)
Biological process (GO): deadenylation-independent decapping of nuclear-transcribed mRNA
Cellular component (GO): P-body
Molecular function (GO): protein binding
Source: RefSeq, a predicted model, not a curated record